CGUCUUCCUCCGUAGUUUGCUCUAAACUUUCGGUGGAGAAGAUUCCUGCAACCGGACCCUCCGGGAGGAAGUGAAGCCGUCCACCUCUCCGCUGAAACCGCGGGAACUCGAUUAACUGCGCUUCGACAAACUCACUUUAAAAGUUCUGCUCCUUCUGUUUUCUUUUUCUUUUUCCUUUCGGGGGUCCGAUCCGAUCCGAUCCGCUCCUCGGAUUCGUUCGACAUGUCUCUGCGGACGAGCCAGAAGACGUCGACGACGUCCUACCGGACCGUGAACGUCGCCGCCCCGGAGGCGUCCUACCGGACCCUGAACGUCGCCGCCCCGGAGGCGUCCUACCGGACCCUGAACGUCUCCGCCCCGGAGAUGACCUACCGGACCGUGAACGUCUCCUCCCCGGAGGUGACCAGCUCGGUGUUCUCGGCCAGGUCGGUGUCCCCGAUGCAGACCGUGUCCCCGGUGCAGGCCGUGCAGAAUGGCUCGUACGAGACGGUGCGCUACCUGGUGCCGGUGCAACAGGCCAUGCAGCAGCAGCAGCAGCAGCAGCAGCACUCGUACUACGUGAUGCAGCAGCCCAUGGUGCAGCAGAUGGUGCAGCCCGUGAUCCAGCAGCCGAUGGUGCAGUGCGUGUCCCCGAUGUACCUGCAGACUCUGCCCCGCCUGAGCGUCAGCAGCCAGGAGUCCGACAUCCUGUACCUGCAGCAGCAGACGGUGGAGGAGGAAGAGGAGGAGGAGGUGGUGGUGGAGGAGGAGGAGGAGGAGGAGGAAGAACAAGGCGGCGGGGAGGAGGUGGAGGUGGAAGAGGUGGAGAUCGUCAACAUCAUACAGCAGAAGCCGCCGCCGGCCAUCGAGCGGAUCUCCCGGACGGUGGUGGGGACGGAGCUGAGGGAGGGGCCGCAGCCGGUGAAGAUGGACACGCGGUACUUCGGCGAGCUGCUGGCCGACGUCUACAGGAAGAACUGCGACAUCCACUCCUGCAUCUCGGAGCACGUGUCCAAGAUCAGAGGACAGAAACACCAGCUGGAUCCCAGCAAUGACUACAAGGUGGAGAAAGAGGAGGUGGAAGCUCUGAUUCCCAAAGGAGCCACGGAAUUGACCAAACAACAAAUCCGCUACCUGCUGCAGACUCGUCUCACUGCCGAUAAGAGCAUGCGCCUGCUGCUGGCCACCUUCAGCAGCCUGAGAGAGGAGCUGCUGCACAUGUCCGAGGACCUGCGGUGUCUGGAGAGCGAGAAAGAGUCUCUGGAGCGAGACCUGAGCUUCAAAGCGGACCAGGCUCGGCAGUACGACAGCCUCCUGGAGGCCGUCCGGGAGAACAACAGACAGCUGCAGCUGUCCCUGAAGGAAACCAGCGCCUCCCAGCGUUCGCUCGAGAGCCAGCUGAUGAGCAGCCGCAACACCGACUCGAGCCGCGAGUUCAAGGUCAAAGAGCUGGAGGGAAGGAUGAGGGCGCUGGAGAAGGAGAACGAGAUGCUUCGACAGAAGCUGUCGGGUCAGGCCAGCAGCACCACCCUGCACAUCAAGACGGAGGAGCUGUCACGCCAGUACAAGGACCAGCUCAGCAGCAUCAGACAGGAAAAAGACCAGGAGAUCCAGAGGCUGAGGACCCAGAUCACGCGCAUCCAGACGGAGGUGAGCAGCGAGAAGUCGUCCUCAGACCGGAGUCUCCAGCUGAAGAUCUCGGAGCUGCUCGCCAUGUUGGAGCAGCGGCAGACCACCAUCACCCGGCAGGAGGAGGAGAUCAAGAGGCUGAUGCAGGGCAAAAACGACAGCUCCAAGAACCAGUUCACCAAGACCAUCAUCACCAAGAGGUACAGGAACCAGUAUCCCAUCCUGGGUCUGCUCAGCGACGACUACCAGUACACCUCACCCAUCAAAGAGGACAAGACCAUCGUCAUCGAGAGCAGUGGGGCGAUGAUCAAACAGGAAACCAUUAUAAGCCCUUAAGACACACUGCUUCUCUCCGACAGGAAUGAUUGAACGACAAGAAGACCCCCCCCCCAUUGCAUGCUUGUCCUCCCCUCCCCUCCCCUCCCUUGUCCUCAGGGCCCCCCAGGGUUGGUGGCGGUUGAAAUCCCCGUCU
Messenger RNA from Scophthalmus maximus (turbot), 2080 nucleotides. RefSeq names its product POF1B actin binding protein (gene pof1b). NCBI's taxonomy places the organism in Eukaryota, Metazoa, Chordata, Actinopteri, Pleuronectiformes, Scophthalmidae. Gene Ontology annotation, molecular function: actin filament binding. The coding region runs from base 223 to 1944 and encodes 573 amino acids. Gene Ontology annotation, biological process: bicellular tight junction assembly; actin filament organization; epithelial cell morphogenesis. The record is from RefSeq and is a predicted model, not a curated record. Gene Ontology annotation, cellular component: bicellular tight junction; adherens junction; actin filament. The transcript is spliced from 12 exons.